GAGCUCUCAACUACCAUGGAUGCUGGUGGGGUAACUCUAAGCGGAAAUGCGACUCUUAGGUGGGCCGUUCAACCAGAGGAUCGCGUGGAGGUGAUUUCAUCUUUACAAAGCUGUGGCGACUUAUGCAUGAUGUAUGUUUUUUGGCAGAUGAGUGGCAAACUUUUAUAUAUGGACAGAGGGACCUGGACGCCAACAGUGUUCUCGCUGACUGCAAAGGACUUCUGCACUGUUAUGUUCGACAAAAACCAACUGUGGUACAAAUACUGGACUGCGCAUAUUACCAAUGAAGUAAAGAAUUGUUUAAAUGUUCCCGGUACUAAAAUUAUACAUGAGAAAUAUGUGCUCAGUUUGACCGCUACUGCUGUGGGGCCAGUUACCCCAGGUCGUUACAAAGCCAACCUAAUGUUCAGAGCCUACGAUUCUUCCGGGGCCGAGAGGCCGACUCGCAUUUGCGUAGAAGUACGGGGCGAUUUAUCUAAAGUCAGACGAUCAAAGCCCUUUGCAUAAAGGGGGCCCAA
Messenger RNA from Drosophila erecta, 518 nucleotides. RefSeq lists its product as uncharacterized. Bases 16 to 507 code for a protein of 163 amino acids. The record is from RefSeq and is a predicted model, not a curated record. The transcript has 2 exons. NCBI's taxonomy places the organism in Eukaryota, Metazoa, Arthropoda, Insecta, Diptera, Drosophilidae.